This is a messenger RNA of Cylindrotheca closterium, 930 nucleotides long. NCBI's taxonomy places the organism in Eukaryota, Bacillariophyta, Bacillariophyceae, Bacillariales, Bacillariaceae. The record is from the annotation of a GenBank genome assembly.
AUGAUCCCACUUUUGAUUGCUGCAGCAGCUGCUGUAGAGGAAGAGACAGCCUCAGAAAUCCCACAUGAUGACCCCACCAGCAAUUGGACUGCCGUCCUCUUGGCGAUUGUCUCGCUCAUUUUCUAUUGGGUCUUUCUUAAACCCACAGCCCAAGACACUGGAGCACCUCCUCCUACUGUGGCAGAGAACAAUUCACGGCGGGUCCGUUCGGCCCCCCAACAACAGCGAAGACCUGCCGCGCCAGCUCCGGCUCCUCAAGUCAUGGCCGACCGUCGAUUGCCCACGCCUCAAAAUUUGAGCGACAAUGCACUCGAGGUAUUGUUGGAUUGUCAAUCGAAACCAUCCUUUGUCACUUCGACUCAAGACAAGUUGGGAUUGGGUGGUCACAAGGCACUAGUGGAUGGUCUAGUAGCAUUUGGACAUACCGAGGCAGCUGUCACCACUCUGGAUGCCUCCAGUCGCACAGAACGAGCCAAGGUAUUGUCGAGACUGGGGUCCUCUCCAGGAAUGACGUUGUCGGCACCUCCUUCCAAGGGUUCUACCAUGGUGGUUUCCUUGCCCUUUUUGACUCCUGCGGAUAGUAGUAUUUCAAAAUUGCAACACAUUUUGCAAGUAUUGGGUUCUUACUACAAUCUCAUUGUCAUUGGAAGCAUUGAUCCUUCCAAGCCGGCACCUGCGUCUCUGAAGGAGCAACAAGAACAGCAAGAUUCAUUACAAAACAUUCUGCAUGCUGGCGAUUUGAAAGAAUCGAUAUUGCCAUCGCAUCGAAUUCUCUUGGCCUCGAGCAAGGUUGGAAGAAUAGCCCUGGUGAGGCAACUCGUCAAGGUGGAACUAAUGGUGGAUUACCAGCCAGAAGUUCAAGCGGAGUUGGGGCGAUUUGGAUACAAGGUGGCUAUUGUUCCACAAUUGGGAAGCUUGUUGGAUGAUUAA